AUGGCCACGAUCAACUCCCUCCAACGGGUCUCAGCCGCCUCCCUCUCCAAAAUCAUCCUCAACGCAUCCGACGUCGCGGCAGCAGGCGACCCCACCAUCGCCGUGAUCGAUGUCCGCGAUGAUGAUUACAUAGGCGGCCACAUCAAAGGCGCCCGCAACGUGCCCUCCCGCCAACUCGACGCCAUGCUGCCCACCCUAGUCCGCCAGCUACGCGACAAGGAUACUGUCGUCUUCCACUGUGCGCUAUCCCAGCAGCGGGGGCCGAACGCCGCGUUGCGGUAUUUGAGGGAGAGGGAUCGGAUUUUGGCUACUGAUUCUGCUGCUGCUGGUGGUGCUUCUGAGGGUUCGACGGCGGGGACGACGGUUGUGGGUGUCGCUGCGGCGGAUGUGGAUGGGGUGGGAGCGGGGGAGGGCGGUGGUGAUGGUGCUGCUGCUGUUGCGGCUGUUGCUGGGACGGCGUCUGGGACGGGAGAGGAGGGGAAGCGGAAGAAGACGCAACAGGUGUUGGUGUUGGAUCGGGGGUUUGUGGGGUGGCAGGAGGAGUUUGGGAAGGAUGAGCGGUUAACGGAGGGGUAUCGGGAGGAGUUGUGGAAGGAUGGGUAUUGGGGGUAG
Messenger RNA from Dichotomopilus funicola, 612 nucleotides. RefSeq lists its product as uncharacterized. The record is from RefSeq and is a predicted model, not a curated record. Gene Ontology annotation, molecular function: protein tyrosine phosphatase activity. The transcript has 2 exons. NCBI's taxonomy places the organism in Eukaryota, Fungi, Ascomycota, Sordariomycetes, Sordariales, Chaetomiaceae. The coding region runs from base 1 to 612 and encodes 203 amino acids. Gene Ontology annotation, cellular component: cytoplasm; nucleus.